Messenger RNA from Telopea speciosissima, 3501 nucleotides. Its product is annotated as MDIS1-interacting receptor like kinase 1-like. Gene Ontology annotation, molecular function: protein binding; ATP binding; protein kinase activity. The transcript is spliced from 2 exons. The record is from RefSeq and is a predicted model, not a curated record. NCBI's taxonomy places the organism in Eukaryota, Viridiplantae, Streptophyta, Magnoliopsida, Proteales, Proteaceae. The coding region runs from base 254 to 3337 and encodes 1027 amino acids. Gene Ontology annotation, biological process: protein phosphorylation.
GAGUAGUUUUUAAUAAGUCCAAGGCUUUCCAGUCAUUAAAUGAAGAGUACCAGCUGUUGCAGAACCCAAGACCUCACGAGCUUACAAAUUAUUAAUCCAAUAAUUUAAUCAUACAAACUCAUAAUUAAUCUCUUCAGACCUCUUGUAUAUCAUCAUGAGUACUCUCUCCUCUGAUCUACUGUGUACUUUGGAAACAAGAAUGGCCAAAAACUAAGACAAGGAAAGAAAAGAAAAGAAGAAUAAGAACAACAAAAUGCAAACCCAGUUGCUGUUCUUCCUCUAUUACAUUGGCCUUUCUCUUGUUUUAGCCAAAGAGGUAGCACCCUUUAUUGUAUCAAACAAUGAAGUAUCUGCCUUACUGUCGAUAAAACAGAGCCUUAUUGAUCCAAUGGAUCAACUUGGAGACUGGAAGCUGCAGAGCAGUGGGUCUGUAGAUCACUCAAUCCACUGCAAUUGGACUGGAAUUUGGUGCAACUCCAAUGGUUCUGUUGAGAAGCUUUAUCUCUCCUACAUGAACCUCAGUGGAAGCGUAUCCGAUGACAUCCAAGGGCUUCACAGUCUCGUCACCCUCAACCUCUGUUCCAAUGGGUUGUCAUCAUCAUUGCCGAAAUCUUUAUCCACUCUUACUCAACUGAGGCAUUUUGAUGUCAGUCAGAACAACUUCAUGGGUGAGUUCCCAUUAGGUCUAGGCAGCCUUGCAGGAUUGGCAGUCGUCAAUGCAUCCAGCAACAAUUUCUCUGGUCUUCUCCCUGAAGACCUUGGAAAUGCUACAUCCCUUGAAAGCCUAGAUUUCAGAGGGAGCUUCUUCCAAGGUUCGAUUCCUACAUCUUUCAAGAAUUUGCAGAAAUUGAAGUUCCUUGGUCUUUCUGGUAACAACUUCACAGGUCAAAUACCGGUAGAGCUCGGUCAGCUUUCAUCACUAGAGACUAUCAUUCUUGGAUACAAUGAGUUUGAAGGUGGAAUUCCAGCAGAAUUUGGUAAUCUCACUAAUCUUCAGUAUCUUGACUUGUCAGUUGGAAGUCUCAGCGGCGAGAUUCCAGCUGAAUUAGGAAGGCUAAAGCAACUGAACACAGUGUUCUUAUACAAGAACAGCUUCAAGGGAAGGAUUCCACCCCAAAUUGGCAACAUUACAUCGUUGGAGUUAUUGGAUCUUUCUGAUAACCAGUUCUCAGGACCGAUUCCGGCUGAGUUCGCUCAUCUGAAGAAUCUUCAACUACUGAAUCUGAUGUGUAACCAACUUACAGGUAUAGUUCCAAUUGGACUCGGGGAUUUGACACAGUUACAGGUCCUGGAGUUGUGGAACAAUUCUUUGACAGGUCCUCUGCCAACGAGUCUCGGGCAGAAUUCAACACUGCAAUGGCUGGAUGUAUCAUCAAACUCACUUUCUGGUGAGAUUCCUCCAGGUUUAUGCAAAGGUAACAAUCUUACCAAACUCAUUCUCUUCAACAAUGCAUUCUCAGGUCCAAUCCCAGUUGGCCUAUCAACAUGUCUCUCACUAGUCCGAGUUCGGAUGCAAAACAAUCUUAUUUCUGGAACCAUUCCACCUGGGCUAGGCAACCUUAAGAAGCUUCAACGUUUGGAACUAGCCAACAAUAAUCUCACCGGAGAAAUACCCGAUGAUAUCACCUCAUCAACAUCGCUUUCAUUCAUUGACCUCUCUCGAAACCAUCUCCAAUCAUCACUUCCUUCCAGCAUUCUUUCAAUACCAAAUCUCCAAAAUUUCUUAGCCUCCAACAAUAAUUUGGAAGGUGAAAUUCCAGAUCAGUUCCAGGACAGCCCAAACCUUGCAGUGCUUGAUCUAUCCGCAAACCGUCUCAUUGGAAUUAUUCCUGCAAGCAUUGCCUCAUGUGAGAGGCUGGUGAAUCUGAACCUUGGAAAAAACCAGCUCACUGGAGAGAUCCCAAGAGCAAUUGGAAUGAUGCCUGCAUUAGCCAUUCUUGAUCUGUCCAACAAUUCUCUUACUGGAAUGCUACCAGACAACUUUGGCAGCUCACCAGCCUUGGAGAUGCUCAAUGUAUCCCAUAACCAACUUGAGGGCCCUGUCCCCACAUAUGGCAUUCUCAGGACCAUAAGUCCAGAUGAUCUCACAGGCAAUGCUGGUCUCUGUGGUGGGGUACUCCCUCCAUGUCCUCGAAGUUACUCCACAAAAUCGCCAAGCCAGAGGAAGAAGACACACAUCAAACACAUAAUUGCAGGAUGGUUUAUUGGAAUUUCAGCGGUUCUAGCUGUUGGGUUGGCAGUUUUUGGCGUCCGAUGGCUAUACAGGAGAUGGUAUUUCAAUAGCAGCUGCUUAGGAGAUGAUCGAUUCAACACGGGCAAUGGAGAGUGGCCUUGGAGAUUGAUGGCAUUCCAGAGACUUAGCUUCACAAGUAAUGACAUACUUGCAUGCAUUAAGGAAUCAAAUGUGAUUGGUAUGGGUGCAACUGGGACAGUCUACAAAGCUGAGAUGCAACGGCCACAUACAAUUGUUGCAGUUAAGAAGCUAUGGAGAUCAUCAGGAGCUGAUAUAGAAGAGGUUGGAACAAGUACUGAUGAUAUAUUGAGAGAAGUAAAUCUGCUAGGAAGGCUUCGACAUAGGAACAUUGUGAGAUUAUUGGGUUACAUUCACAAUGACAAAAAUGUGAUGAUGGUAUAUGAGUUCAUGCACAAUGGCAGUCUUGGUGAGGCUCUUCAUGGCAAACAGGCCGGAAAAUUGUUAAUCGAUUGGGUUUCACGAUAUAAUGUCGCUGUUGGUGUCGCACACGGGCUUGCCUACCUCCACCAUGACUGCCAUCCUCUGGUCAUCCACCGAGAUGUUAAGUCCAACAACAUAUUGCUUGAUGAAAAUCUAGAGCCAAGGAUUGCUGAUUUUGGAUUGGCAAAGAUGAUGGUUCAGAAGAAUCAGACGGUGUCCAUGGUUGCCGGAUCCUAUGGAUACAUUGCUCCUGAAUAUGGAUACACACUAAAGGUGGAUGAAAAAAGUGAUGUAUACAGCUAUGGUGUGGUACUCAUGGAGCUUCUCACCGGAAAAAGGCCACUAGACCCUGAGUUCGGGGAAUCUGUCGACAUUGUUGAAUGGGUCCGAGGGAAACUUAGAAACAACAAAGAAUUAGAAGCAACAUUAGAUUCCAGCAUAGGUGGUCAAUGCAAACAUAUUCAAGAAGAGAUGCUUCUAGUCCUUCGGAUUGCACUUCUGUGUACUACCAAGUCCCCAAAGGACAGACCUUCAAUGAGAGAUGUUAUAACAAUGCUCAGUGAGGCCAAGCCCAGGAGGAAAAGCAGUAGCAGUAAUACUGGCACAAAUACUAUCAAGGAGAAGCCAAUUUUUAGCUCCUCUCCUGUAAUAGCCCUUCUGUAGGAGCAAAAGCCUUGUUUCUUGGGAAUUCUUCUUUUGUAUGUAGCUUUUCUUUCCCUUUUAUUUUCUCCCCUUCACUUUCCCAAUUACAAUAUGUGUCACUAAUCAAGUUGGGGUGUUAUUCAGGGGAGGGAAGGGUACAUAAUUAUUUUUUCCCCUCAACUAAU